Molecule: messenger RNA, 2970 nt
Organism: Daphnia magna
Lineage: Eukaryota; Metazoa; Arthropoda; Branchiopoda; Diplostraca; Daphniidae
Exons: 2
Coding region: 1-2970 (989 amino acids)
Biological process (GO): DNA integration
Molecular function (GO): nucleic acid binding
Source: RefSeq, a predicted model, not a curated record
AUGGCAGAGUACGUCGCCUUAGGACACGCCAGGGAGAUUUCAAGAGCCGAGGCGGACGCCACUCCACCAGGAAAGUUCUUUUAUCUUCCCCAUCAUGGCGUAGUAAACCCACAAAAGCCGGACAAGGUGAGGACAGUAUUCGACGCAUCAGCAAGAUUUAACAAAGUUUCCCUUAACGAUCGGCUGCUCAAAGGGCCUGACCUGCUGACUAGCCUUGUAGGUCUAUUGAUGCGCUUCCGACGAGCUAAAUUUCCAGUGACGGCAGAUAUUGAAAAAAUGUUCCACCAAGUGAAGGUUUCUCCCGGUGAUCGGCCAGCCUUAAGAUAUCUGUGGAGAGAACCUGGAUCGCUGGAACAGCCAAAAAUUAUGGAAAUGCAAGUGCAGAUAUUUGGCGCCGUCUCGUCACCCACCAUCUGUUCAUACGCAUUACGGCGCACCGGAGCAGAUAAUGAAGAAGACUUUCCAGGAGUCACCAACAGGAUCAUUAACUAUUUCUACGUCGACAAUUACAUGGAGUCAUUCGACGAUCAAGCCGAAGCCAUGUAUGUCAGUAAGCAACUCAGAGAAUGCCUCCUUCGCGGAGGGUUUAAACUCACCCAAUGGGCCUCCGCCGACAAAAAGAUCCUCUCUGCACUACCAGACCCGCUGUUAUCAAAACCUACUCUUAAUUUGGACAUGGACGACCUUCCGACGGAGAGAACCCUUGGUCUCACCUGGAACUGUCAAAGCGACGCAUUCGAGCUCCAAGUGAAGGUUCCAACAAUAGGAACAACUAAAAGAGACUUAUUACGUUCAGCAGCCAGCGUUUUCGAUCCGUUGGGCUUCCUAGCUCCGGUUAUGUUUAUAUCAAAGCAGCUGCUACGAGACGCCUGGGAAACAUCAACAACAUGGGACGAAAUUCUGGAUCGUAGUAUCAUAAUCCGUUGGGAAGAAUGGAAUUUAUCACUUGAAUCCCUGAGUCAAAUCAACCUUCAACGCUGCUACAAGUCUACCAAUGAAAAACCGACUGCCAUCGAACUUCAUGCAUUUUCCGACGCUUCGGAAAAGGGUUACGGAGCUGUGGUCUAUAUUAGGACUCAAUUUCGAAGUAGAAUCGAGGUAGCCUUUGUCAUUGCCAAGUCCAGGAUCUCCCCCAAAAAACCAAUUACCAUCCCACCGCUCGAGCUGAACGGCGCCCUUGUGGCAUAUCGAUUGAUUGACACCGUGAAGGCCGAGCUCGACGCUACGAUCAACAAUGUAACUAUUCGGACCGACUCAACUACCGUCUUGAGAUGGUUAACUUCAGAACACUGCCGCUACCACUCCUACGUCGCCAACAGAGUAGGAGAGAUGUUGGAACCAAAAAACGCUAACGACUGGCGAUACGUUCCUAGUAAAGAAAAUCCCGCCGAUGAUUGCUGUAGGGGAGUUUCGCCGAAACAAAUGACGGACCAACACCGCUGGUUCCAGGGACCAGACUUCCUAAAAAAACCACGAGAAAACUGGCCCACAUUCCCUAUUGAUCCCUACGUAGCCUCUGCAAACGAGUUGGAUCCGGAAGUCAAGAAAGACGAUAAUGUUGACCCUCGAAUCUGGGUCGGCCUGUCAGGAGAAGCCGAAACCAAUCGGUUCGAAACCCUAAUGGAAAGAAGAUCCUCAGUCGAUUUAAUCGUCCGAACCACCGCCUACAUUCAACGGCUCUUCAACAUGUUUCACAAAACCAGACACGAAAAAACUAAUAAUCAUCCUCCCUCCACUGAACUGUCUACACAGGAAAUCUCAGCAGCAAAGCAAUUUCUUGUAAAGCUAUCCCAGCAGGCUCACUUUUCUCAAGAAAUCAAUUGCAUUAUGGAUCGGCGUCCCAUUCAACCAGACUCAAAACUCGCGCAGCUGUCGCCUUUCCUAGACCACGACGGAAUUCUUCGUGUCGGUGGGCGAAUCCAAAGGGCAGAAGCUCCGUAUUCAGUAGAUCAACAAUUAAAUCCAUCAUCAGUCCCUGCCUACAUGGCCGCGCUACCUGCCUGCCGCCUCAAGGCCCACAAUCCCGUAUUUACACAUACAGGAGUCGACAUGUUCGGCCCCUUAAUUGUAAAAAUGUUUCGACGUCAACUUAAACGUUAUGGCAUCAUAUUUACUUGCAUGACGACUCGCGCGGUUCAUCUCGAAAUGGUGGAGUCUAUGGAGAUGGAAUCUUUCCUACGAGCCUACAGUCGAUUCGUAGUUCACAAAGGCAAACCAACCCACUGUUACAGUGAUAACGAAACAAAUUUUACAUCGGCCGCGAAAGAAAUUAGCGACGUAAUAGCAAGUUGGAAUAAGGCGGAAUUCAUCAGUAAGGAGGCCACGAAGCAGACAACCUGGCAUUUCAACCCUUCUUAUGCCCCCCACUUCGGAGGCGCGUGGGAGAGGCUCAUCCGCUCAGCUAAAACCGCCCUUGCCGCCGUCUUGCACGGGCAAACAACCACAGACGAAGUAUUGAGGACCGCACUCACUUUAGUCCAAGGCCUACUUAAUAGCAGACCGUUAACGCAUGUUAGCGUUGACCCACACGAUCCAGAGGCCAGGUACCACUUGUUAAUUGGAAGAGCCAAUCCAUAUGUGCCACUGAACAUCGUCGACGAGCGUGACGUUAACUGUCGUCAGCGCUACAGAGCGGCACUUGCCUUGGCCAAACAGUUUUGGCAUCGCUGGCUCCGGGAAUAUCUCCCGCGCCAGAUUGAACGACGGAAAUGGCUGGAACACAGGCGAAACAUCAAGAUCGGCGAUAUCGUCAUUGUGGUUGAUUCCAAAUCAGCGGAAGGGCAUUGGCCACUGGGAAAAAUUACGCAAGUUUUUACAGGUACUGAUGGAAUUGUGCGCUCGGCGAUAGUGGCCACUCAACAUGGAGAGUACCACAAGGCGGUCGUGAAACUAUGUCUCCUGGAAGAAGAAGAAAAGCGGAAUGUUUUCUCUUCAGAAAACAGGGUCGGCCGUGUUCAAGAUGCAUCAUAA